CGGGCUCUUGCAGUUCUUCCUCCCGGGCUGGCGGGGCGACGGGUUGGGAGCUUUUGCUCGGCUCCUUCCUCUUUCGCUUUCACACACACACACCCCCGCCAUCAUCCGCCUCCUUCCUGCGCUUUGCCAUCAGCUGUUGCGGCUUCGAGAGGGUCCUCCACGAUCCCCCCAAUCAGACAUGGAAGCGGCCGAGAGCAAAUUUACAGCCCUGCGGGACGAGCUGAUGGCGUCCUUGUUCAGAAACCCGACGGAGCAGAACCCCGAAUCUGUACAGGGCAUGGUGGAGCUGGCGUUGCCGUUCGAACAAAAAUACCGGGAAAUAGACGCGAAAGAUCUUAUCCGGGACAACGCUCAGGGAGAGAUCUUAAAGGACCUUCGCACUGUCUCAGUUGCCUUGAACAUCCUGGAGAAAUACGGCCGCAACUUAUUGACCCCCCUCAAGCCUCGUUUCUGGCGGAUGGUCAAGUUCAACAACCCCGUCUUCCGGGACACGGUGGACACCAUCAAGGGCGGCCGCGAUGUUCUUCGCCUCUACGGCUACUCUGAAGAGCAGGGGGACGGGCUGUGCUUCCCAGAGCAUCUCCUAGAACCAGACAUCGCCCGAGUGGCUUCUGUCACCGUGGACAUCAUGCUCUUGCGGGCUGAGCUGAACCUCCUCCUUUCGAUCUUAAAGGACCUUCGCACUGUCUCAGUUGCCUUGAACAUCCUGGAGAAAUACGGCCGCAACUUAUUGACCCCCCUCAAGCCUCGUUUCUGGCGGAUGGUCAAGUUCAACAAUCCUGUCUUCCGGGACACGGUGGACACCAUCAAGGGCGGCCGCGAUGUUCUUCGCCUCUACGGCUACUCUGAAGAGCAGGGGGACGGGCUGUGCUUCCCAGAGCAUCUCCUAGAACCAGACAUCGCCCGAGUGGCUUCUGUCACCGUGGACAUCAUGCUCUUGCGGGCUGAGCUGAACCUCCUCCUUUCGGAUGCUCACCCCAAUCCUCUGAUGUUUCAAGAGUUAAUAAAAGGAUACGACAGUUUACAGGCCAGCCUCCUCACAGACGCCUGUCCGGUUCAAGAACACACACCCCAGCUUCCAGUGAAUACAUUGUCACAGUCAGGGUACCUUCCCCCGGACGCCUGCCUCCUUUGCGGAUUGGAGACCCCGUCCUUUCACUGCGCCGCUUGCGCCCAGUCCCUCUGCCUAGACUGCGACCGUCUCUUCCACAAACACCCUUCGCGAACCCAUCACCAGCGGGUCCCCCUGAAGGACCACGCGUGGCGCAGCCCACCGCCUCCACCUCCAGCGCCACCUCCUUCCAGCCUUUCCAUCGUGGCCUCUGAUGCGACGUCCUUGCCGCCGAUGGAGCCCCUGACGGCGCCCUGGUCGAGCCUCUCUGCUCCGCGGCCCCCGUGGUCUUGCGCGAACUGUCGCACGACCAACGACGCCCGCUACGUCCUCUGCGUGGCCUGCGACCGGCCCCGUGGCUGCCGGAUGCCGCCAAGUACCAGUUCGGAAGAGGACCCCGGGAGCUGGGGCCAGACGGUCCGGGGACGCUGGUCCUGCCAGUCCUGCACCUUCGAGAACGAGGCGGCCACCGUCUUGUGCGCCAUGUGCGAGCGGCCGCGUCUGGCUGGGAAACCCGGGAUGGGCGACGCGAAGCCCCUGAUCGCCUGGGGCCCAGAAACGGGACAGCAGGAGGAAGAGUCUUCCGGCUGGCAGUGCGAACACUGUACGUACUGGAACAAGAUCCGUGGCCGAGUGUGUGAAAUGUGCAACCGGACCACCCAGCGCGGAGGGCCGGCCCCGGCGCUGCUUCCCCCCAAGCCGGAAAAAGAAGAGGAGGACCGACAGAGGAAAAGCCUGACGUCGGAAGUCAAGGGGGAUCCCAAAGAUGGGAACAAGACCUCGCUCGUUUCCCAGGAAGAAGCGGAGCGUCGGAGGCAGGAGAAGCUGCGCGAGGACGGGCAGAAGAUGGUGGCCAUGAUUCGGGAGGCCGAGGCGUUUGGGGUGGCCCCCGAGAUGGUGGCUGCUGCCUUGCGCUACUCUGGGGCGGAGCUGCCUCUGGCGUGGCUGAAUUCGGAGCUCCCUUGCGUCCUGGAAGGGAUGGCGGAGCUGGCCACGCAGCGUGGCGAGCAGGAGCCCGGGGGCGGACUGGGCGUCAUCACCCGAAAGGAAGUCCAGGCCGCCUGGGUGGAGAGCCAGGGAGACGUGGACGAAGCCGUCGCCCGGUGCCUGGCCACCCGGCGCAACAAGAUCCAGGAGCUGAAGGCGCUGGGAUUUGAGGAGCGCGGGCCGGUCUUGGAGGCGCUUUACCAAAACAACGGCGAGCUGUGGCGGGCGUUGGUGCCGCUGCAGCGCCGGGUGUUGGAGCCCUUUCAUCAGCAGCUCUGGGAGGAGAAAGAGCCCCCAAUCGACGUCCAUUGCCCUGACCGGCAGGCCCUUCUGCGGCGCCUCUUGGCCUCUCUGUCCCUGCCCAGCUGGGGACGCGCGGAGCUGGUGGUCUCCCUGAUGCUGGAGCAGCCGGCCGACGGAGGCUGGGAGCUGGCCGACAUCGUGGAGGCCGUCAAAGCCUCCCCCAGUCGUGAUUUCAUCAAGCGCCUGCUGAACUGGGAAUGUGCCGUCUGCAGCUUGGCCCUGCCGCGCAACAAGAUGCAGUCUCUGACGUCGUGCGAAUGUACCAUUUGCCCUGAAUGCUUCGCCCUCCACUUCACCAUCGCCGUGAAAGAGAAGCACAUCACGGACCUGGUCUGCCCGGCUUGCUCCGAGCCGGAAAUCAGUGACGAGAAAGAACUUCUGAGCUACUUCUCUACUCUGGACGUCCAGCUGCGCAGCUGCCUGGACCGGGAAACCUACGAUCUCUUUCACAAAAAGCUGACGGAGCAUGAGCUCAUGCGGGAUCCGAAGUUCCAGUGGUGUACGCAUGUGAGUAAGCUGCUUGGGGCCGCCUUCUUGCCGGGUGGAAAAGGGGCACAACCAAGGAAGUGUUCGGGGAGUUGUGCGUAAAGGGGAGGAAAGAGCUCUUAUAGGAAAGGCGUGUAACGAAUUGUCCAUAUUUUUAAAAAUUUACAUUUUUUUGGUGCAUCAAACCAAACUCACAAGAGACAGAAACAUGGUGGCUUCUUGAAGAC
Molecule: messenger RNA, 3114 nt
Organism: Pogona vitticeps (central bearded dragon)
Lineage: Eukaryota; Metazoa; Chordata; Lepidosauria; Squamata; Agamidae
Source: RefSeq, a predicted model, not a curated record